AUGUGCAUCUAUCGGCUGGUUCAGGUUGACUGGGAAGCUGAUUUGAUCGAUAAAUCUCUCGCCGUUAAAGCGAAAAAGGCUGAAAGACAUAAAGCAAAACAGAAGUCAAAGCAAAACGUGCUCAACGUCACCGUAUCAGACGGAUCAAUCUCUCCGCAACUGAAUGGUAAUCUAAAACGACAAGCACCGAGUACAAUUCGUUCGGCUUUUGAUGUAUCUUCGUCGCCAGCCACAGAUCUGGGAUUGAAACGGCGCUGUCAUAGUUUACCAUCCGACAUGUUUUUGUGUUUGACCAAGUCCGCUAGUUCCGCUUCCCUGUUAGAUGAUCACUUUUGGCCCGAUGGGCCUGACGAACUGAUUGAGUGA
Molecule: messenger RNA, 366 nt
Organism: Echinostoma caproni
Lineage: Eukaryota; Metazoa; Platyhelminthes; Trematoda; Plagiorchiida; Echinostomatidae
Source: the annotation of a GenBank genome assembly